UCGUUUGCCCUAGAUCGGAUGGUUGAUGUAGCCCAAUAUAAACCCUACCUGUUGAACAUCAACACGAGUUCUCCUCCCUCGCGCCGGAACCCUUGCGAAGCCUCUUGCCUUCGUUUGUGCCGCCGUUCCGCCGUCAUGCCUUUCAAAAGAUACGUAGAGAUUGGGCGUGUGGCCUUGGUGAACUAUGGCAAGGAUUAUGGCAAGCUUGUAGUCAUCGUCGAUGUCGUCGACCAGAACCGAGCUCUUGUUGAUGCACCUGACAUGGUGAGAUGUCAAAUGAACUUUAAACGUCUCUCCUUGACUGAUAUCAAGAUCGACAUACCUAGAAUCCCCAAGAAGAAAUCACUUGUUGCUGCCAUGGAAGCAGCAGAUGUGAAGAACAAGUGGGACAACAGCUCUUGGGGGAGGAAGCUGAUUGUUCAGAAGAGGAGAGCUUCCUUGAAUGACUUUGAUAGGUUCAAGGUCAUGUUGGCCAAGAUCAAGAGGGGAGGUGCUAUCAGGCAGGAGCUCGCCAAGCUGAAGAAGCAGAGCGCAUAAAUUAUCAUAUGGAUUUUGUUGCUUUAUAUCUCCAUCUAGAAUUAAAUCUGUGUUUGAGUUCAGUUUUGAAUUUGCGGACUUGUUCAGCAUCUAUUCAGUCAAGGACUUGUUUUUUGGUUUUAAAACAUUCUCUGAACUCAAUAUUUUGCACUCUAUUUGUUUAAUCUCAAAUCAAAAUGGUAAGCUCUGGGUCUAUGCUGUUGCCAAAA
Messenger RNA from Dioscorea cayenensis subsp. rotundata (Guinea yam), 746 nucleotides. Its product is annotated as 60S ribosomal protein L14-2-like. Gene Ontology annotation, biological process: ribosomal large subunit biogenesis; translation. The transcript has 5 exons. NCBI's taxonomy places the organism in Eukaryota, Viridiplantae, Streptophyta, Magnoliopsida, Dioscoreales, Dioscoreaceae. The record is from RefSeq and is a predicted model, not a curated record. Gene Ontology annotation, molecular function: RNA binding; structural constituent of ribosome. The coding region runs from base 19 to 537 and encodes 172 amino acids. Gene Ontology annotation, cellular component: ribosome; cytosolic large ribosomal subunit.